Molecule: messenger RNA, 829 nt
Organism: Pundamilia nyererei
Lineage: Eukaryota; Metazoa; Chordata; Actinopteri; Cichliformes; Cichlidae
Gene: nicn1
Product: nicolin 1
Exons: 6
Coding region: 131-829 (232 amino acids)
Cellular component (GO): nucleoplasm
Source: RefSeq, a predicted model, not a curated record
CGCCUUCGUUCUGCCCCUGCACAUUAUUAUAAACUGAACAACAGGCUCCAUCUGUGAGGAGACUGCUGCGGCUCAGAGGGCUGCUGGCCCUUUAAGACUUUUCCGGUCAACAGAAGGAUUUUAUUUUACGAUGAGCGGGACCCCUGACGACACCAAGCCUGUGAACUUCACUGUCAAAGCUCCGGUCUACCUGCAGAUUGGAGAUGCCAAAGCAGACACGGCUCACUCCGGUGUCUGUGUCGUCGACGUCAACCUCCCGUUUGGAAAGCCUGUUAAUAUCGAGGAGGUCACCUUUAAGAACUACUACACAGCCUACGUGACGGUGCGCCUGCUGAGGAGGAACCCCGAGCAGGAGGCCCCCGCCAAGUGGUGCACGGCCGUGAGAGACCUGCCCCUGAUGGACAACCCCCACACUGAGGGGGGCUCCCAGGACUACUACACCAUUCACCGGACGCAGAUGCAGGUGGAGCCGGAUCACGUGGUGUGUGCGCGGCUGAUCCUGAGGCAGCCGUCCUUGGCCUGGUUAACCUUCAGCCUUGAAGACAUUCAAAUAUUUCCUCACACGGAGCCGGACCCAGAGAAGGAGGUUUCUGAUUGGCUGUCUGACCUGACCCUCACUGACCAGCACCCCGAUCUGGAGGGCCUCCCUGACCCACAGACCGUAUCCUCCAGCAUCCAGCAGAUGUGGGCUCUGACUGAGGUGAUGCAGACCAAUCAGACGACAGCAUCCAUCGGACGGUUCGAUGUGAGUGAAACACACAGUCAGCCUCAUCUGUCCUGUAACGAGUGUGUUCAUGAUGGAGGUGAUGUAAUAACAUUUGGCCGUUAG